Molecule: messenger RNA, 1441 nt
Organism: Drosophila elegans
Lineage: Eukaryota; Metazoa; Arthropoda; Insecta; Diptera; Drosophilidae
Gene: JhI-26
Exons: 3
Coding region: 72-1391 (439 amino acids)
Source: RefSeq, a predicted model, not a curated record
AAAGUUUUCAGUUGUUUGCCGGAAGUCAAGCGGUUCGAAUUGUACGACUAUUAAGUACCUAUAUAUUCACAAUGUCGAAGAUCGAGACGGAGACUCAGUGGCUGCGAUCGACGAUUCUCCCAGAGAUUCUGAAGAACGGACGACUGGUGGACAACUACAGCGACUCCAAGGCGAACACCUUCCGGGUGGAACACGUCGAGAUCGAUGUGAUCGGACCUACAGAGGCAUUUAUGCUCACCUUCUGCUACCGGACUACCAUAAACUUUGAAUACGACGGUGAAAAGUUCCAACGAAAAAUGGUCGUUAAGAAAACCCCUAUGAUGCCGCCAAAAGUUUACGAGUCCAUUCAGUUUGGAGCUCUCUUCAGCAACGAGAUCAACUUCUACACGGAAAUUCUUCCCGAAAUACAGAAGUUGGCUGGCGGAAAGUUUGCCGCACCCAAGUAUUAUUACAGUGAGUUGAAUCCGUACUCGGCAGUGGCCAUUCUGGAGAAUUUUGCGGAGCAGGGAUGGCGCGUGACCAAGGAUCGGGUGGGUCUAAGUCUGGAACAUGCCCUGAUUGCUGUGGAUUACCUGGGCCAGUUCCAUGGCUUUGCCUAUGCCAUGAAGCACACGAAUCCGGAGCUAUUCGACAAGUUGACCCACGGUCUAAAGGAAUCGCGCUACGCCUCCGAUGUGAUUCAUCCGGAGUGGGAACUAACCAUGAAGACGAGUAUCAAAAGGGCGGCCAAGGCGGUGGCCACCUUUCAGCCCCAGAUUGACGAGGAGUUUGUGAAGAACUUAUGCUUCCUGAUCACGGACUACAACCUAUAUGGCAGGCAACGGGUGGCGCCCAGGGAACCACUGGCCACCCUCUGCCAUGGCGACUAUGUGAGGAACAACGUGGCCUACAGGUACAACGACAAGGAGGUGCCGCAGGAGAUCAUGAUGUUCGACUACCAGACCCUGCGUGUCUCCUCGCCCAUGAUCGAUCUCGCUGUCUUUCUGGCCGUAUCCAUUUACGCCGACGUGCGCUAUCCCAACUUUGAUGUCAUCUUCGAUAAAUACUGCACGGCGCUAUAUGACAGUUAUAGAAAUCACGCCAAGGUGGAGGUUCCAAAGGACAUGAGUCGCGCGGAGCUUCUGAAGGAGUACGUGCGUUUCCUGCCGUACAGUGUGUCCAUAUCUAGCAGUUUCCUCAUGACUUUGGUGGAGCCAUUGGACAUGUCGCCGGAGGAGAUGUUUGCCAGGAAAACAAGCAAUGAGGAGCUUAUCGAACGCACAAUGAAACAGGGCGGGGAAGUAGUGGACAAGGAGGUAGCCCACCAGAUCCAGGAAAUGCUAGAACUGAGCCAACUGACUGGGGUCUCCAUUGACGAUGGCAUUGAUGUGGGCAAGUUGCCCAAAGUGUAAUCAUAUCCCUAACGUAAUUGUAGAGAUUAAAACUAAUCAGACAUUUUAAA